This is a messenger RNA of Grus americana (Whooping crane), 6078 nucleotides long. It is a transcript of the gene ANKLE2, whose product is annotated as ankyrin repeat and LEM domain containing 2. Gene Ontology annotation, cellular component: endoplasmic reticulum. The coding region runs from base 37 to 3114 and encodes 1025 amino acids. The record is from RefSeq and is a predicted model, not a curated record. Gene Ontology annotation, molecular function: protein phosphatase 2A binding. The transcript is spliced from 13 exons. NCBI's taxonomy places the organism in Eukaryota, Metazoa, Chordata, Aves, Gruiformes, Gruidae. Gene Ontology annotation, biological process: negative regulation of phosphorylation.
GUGUCUGCGUGCGGCGGGCGGGACGCGGGCUGGGGCAUGGAGCGGUGGGUCGGGGCUGCCGGGGGCUGGGGCUCCCUGUGGGGAGCCGGCUGGGGCCGCUGGCUGGGAUGGGAGCUAUUGGCCGCCUGCGCGGUCAUCGGCGCCGUGGGCUGGCUGCUGCGGCUGCUGGAGAGGAGGUCGGGCGGCCGCGGGGCGCCGGCGGCGGCCAUCUCCUCCCCGGCGCCCCUCUCCUCCCCGGCGCCGCUCUCUGCGGGGAGCCGGCGCUGCAGCGGGAGCCGCCCAGGUGGAAUAACAAUGGAUGCAAUAUUAUCCCGAUUGAAGCAGCUGUCCUCUGAUGAGCUUAGAGAAGAAAUUGUAAGAGCAGGACUGAAAUGUGGGCCCAUUACCUCGACUACUAGGUUUAUUUUUGAAAAAAAAUUGGCUCAGGCAUUGUUGGAGCAGCAAGGAGUGUUGGAGGAAAGAGGAUCUGCUCUGUCAGAGGAGGCUGCUGGACAUGUCCCAUCUGAUAGCAGCCGACCAGAAGCACAAAAGGCUUUGAAAACUACAGCAGUGAAUCACAACGGUCAUGGAAGUGUUUCUGAAGAGGUAGACUUUGGGUACUGCAUAGGUCUGAACCCUCCAGAAGAAGAUGCUGUGAUGCAUAUGAACUGUUCAGCUCCAGUCUGCGGAGCAGGAUGUGUUGAUUCACAAAUUAGUACUCAGACACCCUCCAGAGAUCCUCCACUGUUCUAUGGUGUUUGUCCAGUUUAUGAUGACAUAUUGGCAAGGAAUGAAAGAAUACAUGUUUACGAAGAUAAAAAGGAAGCCCUCCAAGCUGUUAAGAUGAUUAAGGGUUCCCGUUUUAAAGCCUUUUCGAACAGAGAGGAUGCUGAGAAAUUUGCUAAAGGAAUCUGUGAUUAUUUCCCAUCUCCAAGCAAGUCCUCUUUAUGUUUGUCUCCAGUGAAAAUGGGAUCGUUUAACAGAGAUGGCUUAUGUUCCUCUGAGACUGAAACUGCUAAUAAGGAGAGAGCCAACAGUUAUAAAAGUCCACGUACUCAAGAUCUUACUGCUAAACUUCGGAAAGCUGUCGAGAAAGGAGAUACAGCAACGUUUUCAGAACUUAUUUGGAGUAACCCUCGCUAUCUAAUUGGGUCAGGAGACAAUCCAACAGUUGUACAGGAAGGGUGUAGGUACAAUGUCAUGCAUGUUGCUGCCAAGGAGAAUCAACCUAGUAUCUGCCAGUUAUUACUGGACACUUUGGAAAAUCCUGAAUUUAUGCGGCUUAUGUAUCCAGAUGAUAAUGAUAUAAUGUUGAAAAAUCGCAUCCAGUAUAUUGUUGACCUUUACCUUAAUACACCAGAUAAAAUGGGAUUUGAUACUCCAUUGCAUUUUGCCUGCAAGUUUGGGAAUUUGGACGUUGUUAAUGUGCUUACCUCACACCCAGCUAUUGUGAAAAAUCCGAGAAACAAAUAUGAUCAAACUCCAGCAGAAGUAGUUUGUGAAAGAAGCAAGAAUAAAUCUGCAGAAUUGAAAGAAAAACUAAGAGAGUACUUGAAAGGUCGAUACUAUGUACCACUUUUGAGAGCAGAAGACAAUUCCUCAGCUCCUGUAAUUGGUGUGCCAUGGUCACCCGAUCAGACAGACGAUAGCCCUCAAAGAACUUUAUCUAAAUACACUGGCAGCCCCAAAGAUCCAGUGUUGUCAAUAAGAGCUUUUGCAGGCCCCAUGAGCCCCUCGAAGGCCGAAGAAUUCCGCAGGCUUUGGAAGACUCCACCUCGAGAGCGAGCCGGCUUCUUUCACAAUGUCAGGAAAUCUGAUUUGGAGAGAGGUGUUGAAAGAGUUGGAAGGGAGUUAGCUCAUGAACUGGGGUUCCCGUGGGUUGAAUACUGGGAAUUUCUGGGCUGUUUUGUUGAUCUGUCUUCCCAGGAGGGGUUGCGAAAAUUAGAAGAGUACCUGAGUCAUCGGGAAAUGAGCGAAAAGGCUCAGGAAGAAACAGGGGAAAAUGAAACCUGCAAUAGAUAUAAAACUCCACAUCCUUCUGGUAAGAGUAAAAAGUGCUGCAAUUCUAUUUCUGUUGGAGCAUUUUUGGAUGAGGAUGACGAUGAUAUGAGCUUAGAAGAAAUUAAAAACAGACAAAAUGCAGCACGGAAUAUCAGCCAACCUAUUGUGUCCAAAGAACCUAGCAUUGAUGCUAUAGGGGACGGCGAGUGUGAUAUCUUGUCAAUGGAGCGUGCAGUAAACAUUAUAGAAACAUCGGAUCGCCCCAGGCACUAUGAAAAGUUGGCUUCCAGCAAAAAUGGAUUUUGUAAUCCUGUGUCCAGUGAAAUGAUAAUUAGUGACAGAAGGCAUUUGCAUGACGGAGAACAAUGCCUCAUAUCGCCCGUUUCCAAUUUAAUGUCAGAAUUUGAAAGCCUGUCGUUCCAAGAACAAGAGGUUGCAGGAGAAUCAAAUAAAAUCACUGAAAAAACUGAGAAUGAGAGGAUUCUGGCUGAAGGAACAAGGCAGGUGAGACCACCCAAGGACCAUCUGGAUAAGACCUGCUAUGCGGUUCCACUGGCAAGUUCUUCUGAGCCAAGUGUUACAGGUAAACCUGGAGAGACCAAGUUAAGGACAGAACACAAAGUGCCAUCAGCAAAAGAGAGACUGUCCAUGGAAUCUGCAGUUCAGACUAAUGAGGCACAACAACGUCAAGAACUUUCUUCCCAGAAAUUUCUUUUGAAGGCUUCACCCACAAAUGACAAUUCUAAGAAGUUAUUCCUGCUUGGGGAGCAGCCCUCCAAGCUGGAUAGUGAUGUCUUAGCAGCUAUAGAAGCAGUAGAGAUUGAUCCACAGAAAUACCCGAUUAUUUACAAGUGGAAACAUGCGGUGCAGUCAUACUCUUCAUCUGACAGGCAAAGUUGGCCAAGUCCAGCGCUGAAGGCAAAAUUCAAGUCCCAAACCAUCGCUGCUGGCCUUCCAAAUGCUUCAGUGUAUUCUACUUCAGGAAGAAACAGUCCCAUAACAGGAAGUCCAGGGAAAUACGGCAAUGCUCCCUCAUUCUCUCCAGACCCCGGGAGUCCUGGGCGCUACAGUCCAGCUUGUGUCAACCACGCUCUGUUAAAACUGCGUUAUUUUUCAGAGCCUCCUGCCCACUAAAAUACGAUUUCUCUUCCUGAGACUGUGAUUAUAUUUUCAUUGAUAGAGUGGAGGAAAAAGCUACGAUGUUACUAAAGUGACAUGAGGUUUGUACUUGGCUAUUUAUUUUUCCUCAAUUGAGGACAACUGUAUGUUAAAAAAAAAAAAUUGAAUAUAUGUCUUUAUGCCAUAUACGAGAUAGAUUACUGGUGAUAUGCAAGGAGUUAGUGACAGUCAGUGCAGUUGUCCAGUAGCUAUGAAUUAACCCCUGUUGCCAGUAAAGCAGUGAGCUGAACCUUCACUUAGAAGUGGUGGCAUUGCACGAUCACCAGUGUCAUUGUUGUACUGAACCCCUUAGCCCUCAACUGCAUUUCUUUUGCUUGGAUUGUCUGGAGGAAGCACAUCAUCAGCAACCAGAAACCUGAGGAGAGGAAACUGAUGCAAGAAGUCAAAUGUUCUUCCACUUGCAGGGGAAUGCUCGAAGUGAAAAGCCUGAAACAAAGCCUGGGUAGUACCGAGUAUGAAUGUGAAACCCUGUGCGUAAACAGAAAGUAAGUGCUUGGAGCCAGCAGUUUGGUCUAGGCAGUUGAAUACACACGCGCGCACACGCACACACACUUCUUCUAUAUGUGUGUACGUAUGCACAUGUUUACACAGAAAACCUUGAGUCAUUGCUUGUUCUGAGGCUGUUAAAAACACCGUGAUCUACUGUUUUACUAAAGGGGCACUAUAGAAAUUACUGGUAUGCCUUUAAAUGUUAGUUUGAAAAUUAAAAAAGAAAAUCUAAAAAUUAGCUGGUUUGUUUCCCACAGAGGCUUUUAACAUUAGCAGAUUUUAAUAGUUAUUACACAAAAACACAUCAGCAAUAAUUUCAGCGAAUUUACCAGCAACAUACCUUAAUGGUCUAGUUUGUAAUAUAUUAGAGCGGGAGCCAGUGACCCAUGAUGUGGCUCCUGAAAAGAGAGAGGAAUAAGGACUAAAAAUAUUUUUAUUGCAAUCUAAGCUUUUACUAUGUCUCUGGUCUUGCUGUGGUAACGAGUUUUUGUUACAGCACUGAAUAAUUUUAUUCUUUAGCCUUCCGUAAGAAUGACUUGUUUCGACAGUAGGAUGCUGAGAUUGAAGAACGCUUUUCAAAACGCAAGACGGUUUUCCAUAUCAAGUUAGUUAAUGGUUGUAACGUUGCUUGAAAGAAGGCUUCCAGAAACAGAGCUCUCUAGUGUUGAUAGCUUUCUAGUAAGAAGGAAAACCUAGCUAUUGUUACAACGUAAAUCUGAUCAGAAAAUUAACUCUGCCAAGGCUGUGCUGGUAAAAGGGGACGGAUUUGGAUUCACUGGUGCCACGCAGUGAGUGAGAAAGCGCGGAAGGGCCGUGGCGGGCUGCAGGCUGUGGGCAGGGCAGCAGGGACCCCGGUGGAGGCAGGAUGGUGCAGUGCGGGGGCGGGCCACCUGCAGCUCUCCCCACACAGAGCCUGGGUUUAGGAAUCCAGUGCGGGAAGGGUUUGGUGGCUGUUGCACACCGCAGAGGGACUGUUACACACACACACACACACAAACUGUACACCCAUCAGUAGGGUCAUCAUUUGGUACAAACCUAAAAAACACUGCACUUAAUGCUUUUGCAAGCUUAAUAGUGCCUUUUGUAACAUAUUUAAUUAAAUUUUUGUUCUUUUAGAAGUUUUAAAGAAAGUGGCAUCCACUUACUAUGGGCACAUAAAAUACAGUUUUUCUUCUGGGCUUUCUGAACGGACCGUAUUUUUAAUGUCUCUUUCUAAGUUUGAUUAUUUGGUGCGAUAGCUCUCCACUGUGGGAGAGCAUUCCUAGUUUAGAAAUUAUUCUAAAAGAAGGCUUAUUUAGCUAUUUCUUUAUAAUUAAGCCUAUUUCCAGUGAGCUGGACACCAUGAAGAGCUGCUUUACACAAAUGACUGUCAUUAGUGAUAUUCCAGACACUGAGCUGGAGGUUGCAGGGCAGUGUCAUUCUUCAAGAGACAUUUAAACAAACCAAGCCAACAUAACCUGCUCUGUUACCAAGUAUAUUAACUGAUCUUUUUCAUAAGGCUUUUUCCAGUCUGGGUUUUUUGAUGCAGCAGUCUCCCUGGUCGCAAACAAUUUUUUUAGGUCACACAUUCCUACAGGUUUACUUUAAAGGGUUUGGGGUUUUUUGUUUUGGGUUUUUUUUUUGGUUUGGGCUUGGGGGUGUUUAAGUUCUGGUUUGGGUUUGUUGGGUUUUUUUAAUAAUUUAAUGUAAAUGAUGUCUGUCAUUCUGGAGAAAUGACUCAGAUGAUUAGUAAUUGCCUGAUACCCUGUUAAAGCCUAAUCCAUGGGGUAAGUUGCUAGACACACAGCUGCUGCUCGCCAGCCGGGACCUUCUUGAGCUGUCCCUUAGUGAUGUUGCCCUUUUGCUAAGAGUUUGUCACAGAGGCAGGAGACUGAUACUAAUGCUCUAGUUCUUCCUUUUUGUCCUUUUUACCUUUGUUAUGCUUUGCCUUUUUUUUUUUUUUUUUAAAAAAAGUAUAUUACUAGUAUGUACCUGUAGACAGACACCCCCCCCCACACACACACACACCACCACCAGACCCUUUCACUUUGUCAUUUUGUUUUGGUUCAGUCAAGAUUGUUUUUUUUUUUAACUGUGGUAUGUAAUGUGCAUUAGUCCAGUUGUAGUGCAUCUUAAGAGGUCAUUUUUUCUAACAAUAUAUUUACUUCAGCUAUCAAAAUAAAAAGCAAUUUAUGUAGCUACUAAUGAUUCGUAAUUGUGAAGAAAGCUCUUCCCCAUUGAGCCUGUGGAGACACUUUAAAUCAGAUGGAUAGUGCUUGAAUUGUAUUUUCUUGGCCAAAAAAAAAAAUUCACUUUUAAAGGUGCAAAAGAUUAGUUGUGGUUUGGGUUUUUUUUUUUUUUUUUUUUUUGGGUUUUUUUAUUAGUCAAGCGUCAUGUUAAAAAUACACUUACCCUGCUUUCUAUUAAAAAAUAAAUGAGUAGCUAAAAGUG